Molecule: messenger RNA, 6492 nt
Organism: Chelonia mydas (Green sea turtle)
Lineage: Eukaryota; Metazoa; Chordata; Testudines; Cheloniidae
Gene: ITGB8
Product: integrin subunit beta 8
Exons: 14
Coding region: 603-2906 (767 amino acids)
Biological process (GO): cell adhesion mediated by integrin; integrin-mediated signaling pathway; cell migration
Cellular component (GO): focal adhesion; cell surface; integrin complex
Molecular function (GO): integrin binding
Source: RefSeq, a predicted model, not a curated record
GCCCCCAGCACCCGGACGGGCUCGGAGCCUGCCCUGCCGCUGGUGGUCUCCUAGCAACGCGGGACCCCGCGAGCCGGACUCGCCGCACGCCGGCGGGGGCAACGGCGGCCCGCGCGCCCAGAGCCUUCUCUGCUCCCGGGGAGGGGCAGCCCGGGGCCACCGACCCUGCCCCGGCAGAGCCCACCUGGCGGGCCGGGCCGGGCCCCGCGGGAGGGUGGUGCCCUGAGUCGGGGGGCAGCGUAACGCCUUGCUUCUGGGGCUUUGCCAAGUGCCGCCGCCGCCGCCGGGCAGGGGGAGACAAAAGCCCUUUGUGAGCCGGGCUGGGGGCGGAUGGAGGCACCCGCCGUCCCUGCCCGGAAAGGACCCGGCUCCUGCUGCCGCCAAGUGGCUUUGCGCUGGGCUCGGGGGUCCCUACGCUCCCCCUGACAUGCGGCGCCGCACGCCGCCCCUGCCCUGCCUCCUACCUGCGAAGGGUGCGUCCCUCCUCCCGCUUCUCCUCCUCCCCCGCAGCCGCCCGAGCCCCCGGCGGGGCUGAGAGCGAGCGAGCCGCCCAGCCGAGACUUGGCCGCCAGGACAGGGAGAGGUGCCGUCUGCUUCGCAUUAUGUGGAUCCCACUCCUGGCUUUUCUUACUGCUGGAAUCGUCUCUCUGCAGAAAUGCCAACGAGGGCCUGGCCCCAUGCUGCGGGCAGCCAGUGUGCUCGCAGCUGUGCCGGGGCUGUGCCAGCGCCCGGAAAACAGAUGUGCUACUUCAAAUGCGCUAACGUGCACAGUGUGCCUUGCCCUGGGCCCAGAGUGUGGAUGGUGUUCUCAGGAGGAUUUCAUGGCAGGAGCAACACAGAAGGGACGAUGUGACAUGAUUUUCAAUUUAAUAAAAAAAGGCUGCCAAUCAGAAUUUAUAGAAAAUCCCACCAUUCGUGUAACGAUACCCAGCGACCACAAAGAAAAUACACAAGUAACACCGGGAGAGGUUUCAAUCCAACUGCGUCCAGGAGGUAAAGCAAGCUUUAUGUUAAAAGUCCAUCCUCUAGAGAAGUAUCCAGUGGACCUUUAUUAUUUAGUUGAUGUCUCAGCUUCUAUGCAUGACAACAUAGAAAAAUUAAAUUCUGUUGGAUUUGAUUUAUCUAAAAAGAUGGCAAAUAUUUCCGUUGAUUUUCGACUUGGCUUUGGAUCAUAUGUGGACAAGACUGCAUCACCCUAUAUUAGCAUUCACCCAGAAAGAAUCCAUAAUCAGUGCCGUGAUUAUAAUUUAGAUUGUAUGCCACCUCAUGGCUACAUUCAUGUGCUCUCCCUGACUGACAACAUAGCAGAGUUCAAAAAUGCAGUGAAUAAACAAAAGAUCUCUGGGAAUAUUGAUACACCUGAAGGGGGGUUUGAUGCUAUGCUUCAGGCAGCUGUGUGCCAGAGCCAUAUUGGUUGGCGCAAAGAAGCAAAGAGAUUACUUCUUGUGAUGACAGAUCAGACCUCUCAUCUGGCCCUUGAUAGUAAAUUGGCCGGGAUAGUAAUUCCCAAUGAUGGAAAUUGCCAUCUGAAAGAUAAUGUGUAUAUCAAAGCUACAAGUAUGGAACAUCCAUCGCUUGGGCAACUUUCUGAAAAACUGAUAGACAACAACAUCAAUGUUAUCUUUGCAGUUCAAGGAAACCAGUUUCACUGGUAUAAGGAUCUUUUGCCUCUGUUGCCUGGUACUGUCGCAAGACAAAUAGAAUCACAAGCAGCUAAUCUCAAUGAUUUGGUGGUAGAAGCCUAUCAGAAACUAAUCUCUGAAGUGAAAAUUCAGGUGGAUAACCAGAUCCAAGAUCUACACUUUAAUGUAACUGCAAUCUGUCCUGAUGGAAGUAGAAAAACAGGCAUGGAAGGAUGCAAAAAUGUGGCUUAUAAUGAAGAAGUGCUUUUUAAUGUCUCGGUUGCAAUGAAAGGAUGUGGUACAACUGGAGGAAGAAAAUAUGUGAUAAUCAGACCUAUUGGUUUCAAUGAAACCACCAUAAUUAAUAUAUAUAAAAACUGUGCCUGUCAGUGUGAGGACAGUGCGAGGCACAAAAGAAUAUGUGUCGAUGAAACUUUUCUCGAUGGUGAAAGCACCCAUUGUGAAGACACUAACUGUAGUUCCAGUGAAGAUACAUUUCCUUCUGAGAGGUGUAAGUUGCACCCAGACCAGCCCAUCUGCAGUGGUCAAGGAGACUGCAUAGGUGGAAGAUGUUUCUGUCACAAAACCAAGCUGGGCAAAGUGUAUGGCAAAUACUGUGAAAUGGAUGACUUUUCUUGCCCAUAUUACCAUGGAAACCUGUGUGCUGGCAAUGGUGAAUGUGAAGUUGGUAAAUGUAAAUGCUUUCAUGGCUGGGAAGGUGACCGCUGUCAAUGUUCAUCAUUGACAGCAGAACAUUGCAUAAAUUCCAAAGGCCAGAUUUGCAGUGGAAGAGGAGCAUGCAUAUGUGGAAAAUGCGAGUGUACUGAUCCAAGGAGUUUUGGCCGGUUUUGUGAAUAUUGCCCUACUUGUAACAAUGCCUGUGACGAAAACAGGAAUUGUGUUCAAUGCCAUUAUUCUAACAAUGCAUCACAAACUACACAUGACCAGUGCAAAACCUCAUGUGCUUAUAUGGUGCAUUAUAUUGAUCCAGCAUCAGAAUGUUUCUCUGACUCAAGCUACUUUAGAAUCUUUUUCAUAAUCUUUAUAGUUACAUUUCUGAUUGGGUUGCUUAAUGUACUUAUCAUCAGGCAGAUAAUUCUACAGUGGAAUAGCAAUAAAGUUAAAUCUUCCUCAGAUUACAGAGCAUCUGCAACAAAGAAGGACAAGAUGUUUUUGCCUACUGUUUGUACGAGAACAGUAACAUACAGACGUGACAAACCAGAAGAAAUAAAUAUCGACAUCAGCAAGUUACGAUUAAAUGAAACGUACAAGUGCGAGUUCUGAAGACUGUUUUCUGCAAAUCUCUAUUUCCAUCAUUUUCUAAUUUUAAAAAAGCUAUUUUAUUUUUUAUUGUGUAAGAGUCUUGACUGAUACUGUUUGUUUUUGUGGCGUGCAUUUUUUGAAUACUGUAACAAACCAACAUGUAAGCAUAGUCACGUAAUGUGACUAUGUUUGAAGUUAUGGCUGCUGUAUUUUAUGAAAGAGAAAUGUGCAUUACUACUGUUCAAGACCAUUAGUGUUGGUGUAGCACUUUAAUGUAAAAUAAUUUAUUCAGUUAUGCAUAGAAUGUAGAUAUGAACAGGGGUGACAAAGCACUGAUCUCACUUUACAUGUAGCUUGUAUUGAUGUGCGCUGUGGGAAUGGGCAAAACUGUGAUUAAAAUAUUAACAUUCCUGUACAUUAUGGCAAUAGAUGGAGCUAUUGGAGUACUUGUACAUGUAAAAAUGAUACUUCUUAAAACUUCUUUGGUUUUCCUUUCAAAGUUCCACUGAUCUUGUCUGCUUUGACAUCAGUUUAUCUUCUUAUAGUUACUUAUCAAAAAUAACUGGAUUAAUGAGUGCUUAGUUACUACUGGUAUUUUAAAAAAUCUACAGAUUAUAAUGUCACUUAAACAGGGUUUAUUCUUCAUAUGUGAUAAAGUGUAUACAUUUUAGUAUUCCCUUUGUUCCAAAAUAGAGGCUUUUAUAUAUAUAUAUUAAGAUAUGUGAAAAUUGAGUCAGUAUAAAAAGGGGAAGGGGAGAGUUGUUGUUGUGUGGUUUUGUUUUUUGUUUUAGCUGACUGGAAUACUCUGGCUAAAUUCAGCUCUGGGGUUGGCAAGAGGAGCUGCAUUGAAGACAGUUAAGUUACACCAGGGCUGUAUUUGGUCUGCUAGUUACAUUUCAGUGUUUUGCCAGAUAAGGGCUCUCUUCUUGUUAAAUAUUUGAUAUGCCUGAUUUUUCCACAUCUGCUACUUUUUAGCUGAGAGAAUCAGUUUGCAUGAAUCCUUUAUUUAACCACCUAAAUUGUUGUUGCUGUUCACUGGGAUAUGUAUCCAGUAGGAUGUGAAGGUGUCAACUUCAGAAGAAGAAAAAGAAUACAGAAAAAAGGAGAGGAAUUUUCCCAUGAGAACUAGUUGAAUUGACUAAUGUAGAUUCAAAUUCUGCAUUCAGAAGUCUGCAAGAUCCUUCCUAGAUUCAAUGGGACCAAUAUGGAUGCUUCUGAGGGCAGAAUUUGUAACACAGAAUAAAUUGUGCAAAGACACUCCGCUUCUCCAUAAAACAAACUCUGCAACAAUGGAGGCUGUCGUCUUGUUGCUAUAUGCCAUAUAAAGUGCACAGCCAGUAGUCAGAAUGGCUUGUUUUACAUUGUCGUAAAGUUAGGAAGUCCUGGUAACCCUCUUUGAAAUAUGCACUAAAAUUUAGUUGGCAAAAAAUUUUCUGAGAUGAUGUAUGUUAUCAGUGCUAAAUACUGAUAUUCAAUACUAAUCUGUGCCUAUUGCAGAGAAUAUUUGUUUCACUGAAACAAAGGGGGGAAAGUCUUUAUUUAAAAAAAAAGCAGAAUAGACAUUGUUGAGGUACUUAUAAGAAACGAGAAAUAUGAAUUCUCCCAAUUCUGCAUUCCUUCUGUACAAGUAAGUUCCACUGAAAUCUGUGAGAGAUGUGCAUGUGAAAGGAAUGCAGGAUUUGGAAUAGAUAAUCAGCUUUAUGGAUUUUGUUUCACAGAGAGCAUUCCCUAAUACACUGAUCAAAUGGAAGUUUGGAAAAAAAAAUCCUACAAAGACAAUGGCUCAAAAUGUCCAUUGUCGUUGUUCUAACAGCUCUAGAUAUCAGUGGUAGUCACUACAUACUUCCCCCUAAUAAGGCACCUUUUAAACUCCUCUGUUAAGUAUUUCUAUGUCACACAUCACAGUCGUAUCUGAACUUCAGUUCAGACAGCUUAAAAAUGUCUCACUAGAAAUUGGAAUACAUUACACUGAUUUUAUUUGUGUUCAUGAUAACCUUCAUUUUUAUUUGUUAAUUAUAGAUUAUUGAAAAGUAUAUGGCAUUGAGUCAUUUAAACUUUAUACUGUAUUUAACUUGAAUUAUUUUUCUUUAUACUGCACAGUGUGGGACUCAGUCCUCCUCCUGUGAAAGUUAAUGGGAUGAUUACCAUUGACUUUACAGGGAACAGCAUAAAGGCCCAUGAGAAAUGAGCAUACUUAAUAUUGCUCCGGUCAUAAAUUGUUAAAGAGAGGAGGAAACAGGGUACAGUCUGGAUAUCAGUAACUGUUUAUUUAAUUGAAAGAUUUCAUGUGCUUCACAAAAGAUGUGAACCUAUUCUUUAAAUAAUGGAAUAUGAUUUUUAACCUAAUUCUCUUGGAAUGAAGCGUAAUAGCCCUUAAGACAACAUAUAGUUAAGUGAUAUAUUUGGUAAAAAUAACUUAUAAUUGUUUAAAAUAACUUCUCUUCAUUGUUCACAAGUGUCAAAUUAUGGAACACAAGUGGAGUUGGGGACUUCACAUACAGGAGAGAAAGAGGUCUUUAUGGUAACAUCUCCUCCCUACCUCCAAAAUACAUCCUAUAGCUGUUUUUCUCCUCCUGUUGCACUUUGUUGGAACUGCGGCUCUACUCAAAUGGGGGCAUCGCCAGCAUGUUGCCAUCAGACCAGCUGCUCUAUGUAUUAUAUUCCACUCGAGUCAGUGGAACUUUGCAACAUAAAUUUCAUUGUAAGCUGCUGCUGUCUUGAGUAGUUGUAACUCCCCCUUCCACUGUGUUAAGGUACCAUGGUGGAGGUUACGAGUGGGCUACUGACAAAGAAUUAGCUGCUAGCAAUGCAGACGGCCAAGAGCUAAUCUUUAGAAGGCCUGUUGGGAGGUCAGGCAGAACGAGAUCCUCAAGACGGUGCCUGAUUCUCAUGGAUGGCUGCCAUGCAUGAGAAACUGUGGCUUUGCCUGCCAGCUGUUCCCCUCGGCCACUGGCCCUGCUUUUCAGAAGGGAUGGUGCAGAGGAGGAAUGACCCAACAAAUGCCUCACAAAGGUGGGGAUCUGUGCUCCCAUUUGCACAUAACCUUAAAUGAGAAAGCACUUACCCCAUAAUUCACAAGAAAUUUGAUCAGCACUUACGGUACUGUGGUUGUGCUUUGUGUAGCAGUUACUGUGUGAGCUAUUGGAAACAAGAUAGUUCUACAUAGUUCAUAUCAUGAUUUCUUCUCUUUAUAUUGUGUCUCUAAGGUGUUCCCUCCAAACAAAAAAUAUAAAAUUUGGCCUCAACAAAAGUCACUACAGGCUUAUGAGAGAAAGGUAAGCCCACUGAAAAAUGAAACAAAUUUCAAAUAAUUUGACAGUAGGCCAGCUCCAAAAUAUGGAACACUUCAUUAAAGAAAUACACACAGGUACUAGAUUUGUAUUGUUAACUGGUCAUUUGGGGAUUUUUUUAUUUUAUUUGUUUUAUUUUAUGCCCCAUAAGCACAAUCUUUACAUGAGCAUCUGCAGAAAAAUUGUUGGUCUUUGUUUAAACAUCUGUAUGAAUGGUUUAAUUAGUCUAAUUCUAAACUAGACACUUGAGCAUAGAGAGGGCUGAAGCCUAUUCAUCUCUAACUACUUGUUCGCGUAUAUUUUAGAAAGGACAGAUG